Messenger RNA from Meriones unguiculatus (Mongolian gerbil), 1038 nucleotides. Its product is annotated as olfactory receptor 1361-like. Gene Ontology annotation, molecular function: G protein-coupled receptor activity; olfactory receptor activity. The record is from RefSeq and is a predicted model, not a curated record. The coding region runs from base 1 to 1038 and encodes 345 amino acids. The transcript is spliced from 2 exons. Gene Ontology annotation, biological process: G protein-coupled receptor signaling pathway. Gene Ontology annotation, cellular component: membrane. Lineage: Eukaryota; Metazoa; Chordata; Mammalia; Rodentia; Muridae.
AUGGCCAAGGAACAUCAUGUCAGUAGGACUCUGGCUGAUGAGCUGGAAGGCUGCAAUCACAGGGAUCUGGGAGCCAUCCCAGGUCCAGAUGUUGUUGGAGAGAACCAGACAACAGCCAUUGAGUUCCUCCUCCUGGGACUUGCUGGACAGGCAGAUCAAGAAGAGGUCAUUUUUGGGUUGUUCUUGGGGCUGUACAUGGUCACCAUCUCUGGGAACCUUCUCAUCAUCUUGGCCAUCAGCUGUGACCCUCAUCUCCACACACCCAUGUACUUCUUCUUGGCCAACCUCUCCAGUGUUGACAUCUGCUUUUCCUCAGUCACUGUCCCCAAGGCACUGGUGAAUCAUGUGGUGGGCAGCAAGUCCAUCUCUUAUGUGGAGUGUAUGACCCAGAUCUAUUUCUUCAUCACAUUCAUCAACAUGGAUGGCUUCCUCCUGAGUGUGAUGGCUUAUGACCGUUAUGUGGCCAUCUGUCACCCUCUCCACUACACCAUGAUGAUGAGGCCCAGGCUCUGUGUCCUCCUGGUGGCCAUGUCAUGGGUCAUCACAAACCUGCAUGCUCUCUUGCACACUCUCCUCAUGGUCCGACUCACCUUCUGUUCCCACAAUGCAGUGCACCACUUCUUCUGUGACCCCUACCCCAUCCUGAAGCUCUCUUGUUCUGACACCUUUAUUAACGACAUCACAGCCUUCACAGUGGGUGGGCUGACCUCUGUCACACCAUUCACAUGUAUCACUGUUUCCUAUGCCUGUAUCCUCUCCAAUGUACUGAAGUUCCCAUCUAUCCAGGGAAUAAGGAAGGCCCUGUCCACAUGUGGGUCUCACCUCACCGUGGUCUGCCUCUUCUAUGGGGCGAUCCUGGGGGUCUAUAUGCACCCUUCAUCUACAUACUCAGUACAAGACAUGGUGGCCACUGCCUUUUUCACAGUGGUGACACCCAUGGUCAAUCCCUUCAUCUACAGCCUGAGGAAUCAUGAUGUCAAAGGAGCCCUAAAGAAACUCAUGUUUAGGAGACCCAUUUCUUUGAGAUUCUACAGCUAG